CUUUAAUGAAAGGUCGCGGCAGUCUGAAACCGAAUACUUUGAGAAGCCGCCUGUUUCUGACACCAUUGUUCCCACCCCGAUGGCCUCCGCAUUUCGAAAUAUGUUUGAUGACUCUUUAACUCGCUCCUGGACUAUGCUUCGUCAAGUAACAAAGCAUGGAUUUAUUACGUCAGAUAAUGUGCACAUAAGGGGAUCUGUCGUGUUACUGAAUGGGGAACUUUUUUUAUGGGACGUUCCUCAGGGUGUUGGGCAUGGCAAAGGCGAAUCGGGCGGCUGGAAGGAGUUUUCUAAACCACAAAUUCCAAUCCUAGAAUUUUUGAUCUUUGGUACGGGAAAAACGUUUGUCCCCAUCCCUUCGAGACUGCGCGAUUACAUUUAUAACUUGGGAUUACAAAUAGAUUGCCAGGACACGGAAGCUGAUUAUCUGUUGUUUUAUCAGGAUAACGCUUUGACCACUUUCAACGUUUUGGCUGAAGAAGGACGAAAUGUCGCAGCCGUACUCUUACCGAUUCAUCCCACGAGCGCUCGGACGGAAAAUCGCAUGAAAGAAGAAUUCGGUUCGACCGAUAAGUCGGAGGACCAACCCGCCGCUGACUAUGCUUUCCUUAAUACUCCUAGUGCGGAAGGAAGGUUGGGAAAAACCAACUUCAUCCACUUCCAAUCCCAACCUUCCCGGCCAACGAAGUUGUCCAAAAGAGGUGGAGUUAUUAGUCCACGUUUCCACCACACUGCCGUAGUCAUUGGUAGCAAUGUUUUUAUGAUUGGUGGACAAAGUUCUUUAGAUAAUUCCACCGCUUUACCGACAACCUUGCUUGUUAUGAGCUCUUCAACGUUGGUCGUGAACGAACAGAAUUCGGCAAAAGUUUCCGUAGCUGGUCACGGAGCUGUUCCAACAGGUGGCUCAAAAGUUCUGAUAUUGUUCGGCGAGAAGUCAGUGACGCCCCCUACGUUGGCGGGUCCUGUCCAGCAGAUUGAUGUUCAAACAGGUACCCUGAAUGCUUUGAACGUCAUAGGUACAGCUCCUUCAGCUCGGUAUGCCCACACUGCCGCCUUGGUCGAUAAUAAAGUCUAUGUAAUAGGCGGAAUGAAUGCAAGUAGUGUGCUCGGAGAUGUCUCUUAUGUAGACCUUUCGUCAAACAGUUGGAACCUAAUUAAUAUCCCUUGGCAAGCCGUUGCCGGACAUUCGACAGCUGUAAUUGACAAAUAUUUAAUAACUUGUUUUGGCUUCAACAACAAGCUUGAACUCCAAAAUGAUUGUAGUGUUUUUGACACCACAAAUAAUGUUUAUGUUAAAUCCGAAGUUUCUGGAAAUCCUCCUCCACCACGUUCCUACUCAUCAAUGGUUUCCCAGGGAAGCGGUCACAAAAUAUUAUACAUAUUUGGUGGACUCGACAAAUCUACCCACGGGUAUAAUGACCUUUACACCUUGGAUGCAACGAAUUUACCAAUUUUGACCUGGUCGCCUGUGUCCAUGAAUGCGAAUUCAAAUCCGGGCCUAAUACCUUCACCUCGAGGUGCUCACAGUGCAGCCAUACUGUCCGACAUAAUGUUGGUUUGGGGUGGCUAUUCAGGCGCGAAUCUAUCCGAUGCCAGAACUUAUCUCUUUGACAUUAAAGUCAACGCAUGGGUCGAUGCAAAAACAGCCGAAACCCAAAAUGACCCUUACAUUCGUCCCGGCGGUCAGCUCGGUAGUAAUCCCGAUCUCCCAACUAAUAACGAAGACAAGAAGAUUCAAACAAAAGAUGUGCCAACCCUUGAAUCGACAACUUCAGAAUUAGUACCAACAACAUCACCAACGCAAACACGGUCAUCGACUGAGAAAGAGUCUAAGAAAUCUGAUGAUUCAAUAAUUCCCUCAGGCACGUCUCCAUCAAUCAAACAAAUUAAACGUAUGUCCACAGAUUCACAGAGAACGAAACGAACACAUAAACGUACCUCAUCAGUUUCGUUAACUCCGGCCGAUUUGGCAAAUAUCACUCGACCCCGUUCGUACGUGCAUCACAAAUCGUCGUUGUCCACCAGUAGCAUUAGCAAUUCCACCAACCGUUCGUCGUUUUUGUCUAGCACGUUUGACCCAACACCAAGUAGGAACAGUUUAUCCACCACCAUCACCCCAUUAGAUUCGCCUACUUUUGAAAAAGGUAAUCGAUGUGAUUCAAGAGCCACAUCCAAAUCCGUAAACUCUAUGCAGUGGGUUGGGUUCAAUAGUCACAUGAUUGACGAACGAGAAAAGGAGAGAUUCUCGUUGCAUGUAAGAAAUGGUACUGGUCGUAAAAGUGUGGGCUCAGAUGAUGGUGGAUAUGUGAUUCGCGGCGACUAUAUUGAUACCACCGAUAGACGCUCCUAUGGUGGAGACUUCUUUGAUCACGAAGAUAUCAUUUCCGCAUAUGACCCUCAGAAAAGAAGAAUCAAUCUUCGAAAUACACUUGGAAGAAAUUUCAUAAAUGCUAUUCCCGAAAAGGAAGACACCACCUUCGAAGAAGUAAAAGGUCAUGAUAACACCAGCUCUAAGUAUGAUACACGAGAGAGUGAUAUUGUUGACAAGUAUGCACACCAAAAUCCAGAUGACGAGGACGAGAGAAGCUCAAAAAAAUCAAAAAGGUCAUCCAAGAGAACUAGUCGGGUUUCCUUUGCGCUCAGAAAUGAAAAAAUUGAAUUUGAUGAGACCGAGUCUUCAAAGAGUGUAUCCCUGGCUCGUACUUCGGGACGAACCCCGAGUCAAAGUAGCGGAUCCAGUAGCGAAACACCGUCGAUAAUUGAGGAGGAAGGUGAACUCCUGGAAUCGAUGACUCCUAAAGCUAGCACUUUGACGCUAAAAACCCUUCACCUUUAUGAAAAUGACAAAGACGAAUUUGACCUAAAUGGAGGUCGUCUAAGUCGGUUCUCUUUAAGUAUAUUUGAUAUCGGCAAGGAGCAAUCUACGUCUCAUGAGGCAGUUUCUCAAGCCCCUGGAUCAACAACAGAACGUACCAAAUCAUCGGAGGUUCGCCAUAGCAUCAAGGAACUUAUGAUGGACCAAGGAGUCUUGUGGGCCAUACAAGACAUGGAUUAA
Messenger RNA from Acaulospora colombiana, 3052 nucleotides. Lineage: Eukaryota; Fungi; Glomeromycota; Glomeromycetes; Diversisporales; Acaulosporaceae. The record is from the annotation of a GenBank genome assembly.